This is a messenger RNA of Carya illinoinensis, 390 nucleotides long. RefSeq lists its product as uncharacterized. The record is from RefSeq and is a predicted model, not a curated record. The transcript has a single exon. NCBI's taxonomy places the organism in Eukaryota, Viridiplantae, Streptophyta, Magnoliopsida, Fagales, Juglandaceae. Bases 1 to 390 code for a protein of 129 amino acids. Gene Ontology annotation, molecular function: RNA-DNA hybrid ribonuclease activity; nucleic acid binding.
AUGCGGUGGUCUAUCCUACCAUUGGGUUUUGUCGAGUUAAAUAUAGAUGAAAGUAGUUUGGGGAAUCCUAGUGAAUGUGGUUGUGAAAGGAUAGUUCGUGAUUCCAGAAAAGACCUCUUGAGUGGUUUUAUGGCCUAUUAUAGAAGCAACACAAUGGCUGAGACAAAGGCAUUGCUUGAUGGCCUACGAAUUUGCACUUUGCUGCAGCAGGAAAAUAUUGUGGUUGAAAUCGAUUCCCAAUUGCUGGCUAAUUGGUGGAAUAGAAAGGGUGAUGUACAUCGAUCUUUACGAGAAGUCUGGAAGAGAAUUGAUUAUUCUGCAAAGGAUCUAAAUCUAGUAGUUAGGCACGCAUAUAGAGAAAUAAAUCAAGUUGAUGAAUUUUCUUGCUAA